Molecule: messenger RNA, 2903 nt
Organism: Herpailurus yagouaroundi (jaguarundi)
Lineage: Eukaryota; Metazoa; Chordata; Mammalia; Carnivora; Felidae
Gene: SHISA2
Product: shisa family member 2
Exons: 2
Coding region: 569-1456 (295 amino acids)
Biological process (GO): negative regulation of fibroblast growth factor receptor signaling pathway; negative regulation of Wnt signaling pathway
Cellular component (GO): endoplasmic reticulum
Source: RefSeq, a predicted model, not a curated record
UGAGCGCGGCCGGCCGCUGCACUUGCUGCCCGGAGCCCUGCGCGCGCUGCCACCUUUCUGGGCCCCUUCUCGCCGCCCGAGAGGGCAGUAAAGGAGCGGAGCCGCUUCCCGACUUGCGCGCGGGACCACGAGGCCGAACCUCCGCGGCAACGACCUGGCUUCAGGUCGGCGGCGGGAGUGAGCGUCCCCUCGGGGAUGCGUGCGGAGGCUCCCGUCGCGGGUGAAGCCUCCGGGGGCUGCGGGCCGGCGGCUCCUGGGCCCCUCUGACUCUGCGCCCAGAGCGUUCCAUCAGCGAGGGCUCGCUCUCAAGGCAGCGCCCCCCGGGGACCGGCGAGCGGCAUCCCGCCCCGGCCGAGGGAGGGAUGACUUAGGACCCCUGCCCCAGCAGCCCGGCGUCGUCGGCUCCUGGACGUCGCGGCAGAGGACGAGAGGCCCGCUCGGGGAGCGCCGCGGAAGGCGUCCCAGUCCCGGCCGCCGCAGCACCGGGAGCCUGGUCGUCGGGGCCGCGACUUCCCGGAGACAGCUCUGCGCCGUCUGGAGCCUCGCCGCCCGCGCGCAGGGUGGUGCCAUGUGGGGCGGACGCCGCUCGCCCGCCGCUUCCCCUCGGAACGCCGCUUCGCUCUUGCAGCUGCUGCUGGCCGCGCUCCUGGCGGCGGGGGCGCGGGCCAGCGGCGAGUACUGCCACGGCUGGCUGGACGCGCAGGGCGUCUGGCGCAUCGGCUUCCAGUGCCCCGAGCGCUUCGACGGCGGCGACGCCACCAUCUGCUGCGGCAGCUGCGCGCUGCGCUACUGCUGCUCCAGCGCCGAGGCGCGCCUGGACCAGGGCGGCUGCGACAACGACCGCCAGCAGGGCGCCGGCGAGCCUGGCCGGGCGGACAAAGACGGCCCAGACGGCUCGGCAGUCCCCAUCUACGUACCGUUCCUCAUCGUUGGGUCCGUCUUCGUCGCCUUCAUCAUCUUGGGGUCACUGGUGGCAGCGUGUUGCUGCAGGUGUCUCCGGCCGAAGCAGGAGCCCCAGCAGAGCCGCGCCCCCGGAGGGAGCCGCCUGAUGGAGACCAUCCCCAUGAUCCCCAGUGCCAGCACCUCGCGAGGGUCGUCCUCCCGCCAGUCCAGCACGGCUGCCAGCUCCAGCUCCAGUGCCAACUCGGGGGCCCGGGCGCCCCCAACGAGGUCACAGACCAACUGUUGCUUGCCCGAGGGGACCAUGAACAACGUGUAUGUCAACAUGCCCACAAAUUUCUCCGUGCUGAACUGUCAGCAGGCCACCCAGAUCGUGCCCCAUCAAGGGCAGUUCCUGCACCCCCCCUACGUGGGGUACGCGGUGCAGCACGACUCGGGGCCUAUGACUCCUGUGCCCCCCUUCCUGGACAGCCUGCAGACGGGCUAUCGGAAGAUCCAAGCCCCCUUCCCCCACACCAACAGCGAGCAGAAGAUGUACCCAGCUGUGACCGUGUAGCUCAGGGUGCCCGCCGGGUUCCUGCACGGGACAGGAGCCACGGGGAAGCCGGGGAUGCGGGAAGAAUUCUCUAAGUGGAAGUCCGCCCGUGUGGCUGGUGUGGACGGCCCGAUUCUCUUGGAUGGCUUCGUUUGCCCCCGGCCGUACGAAAACGUCUCUUUCCACGUUAGCCUUUCUGGAUGUUGUUUCAUCCCGGUGCGUGAUUGAUUUAUGAUGGAAAAAAAGCAUCAUCUGGAGAUGCCCGUGUUGUUGCCCGUGGUUGUGUGACAGACACUUGAGGCCGUAAGGGCCCUUGAGGUACGACUGCCGGAAGGAUUUUGUGAACGGACAGAUUGAGGGUUUCUAUUGUAUCCUUGCGAUUAUUUCUUUUUUGUUUCUUACUGUCCAAGAUCGGAAUACCUGUUCCCUCCCUCUUACCUGGGUAAGAGUUUUAUAAGCAUCCAAGGUUCAGGGGAAGAUGUAAAGACAGAAUUAUUAUAAAAGGAGAUCCAGUUCGAACUCCCUGAGCUGGGUCCUUGAUCUCAGUGUUUCACAGGCACAUCUUAAUUUCAUUGUAAAAAGAUAGAUAUAUUUUGUCUAUUUUUGUGCUUUUUUUUUUUUUUGGUCUAUUUUGUGCUUUUUUACCUUGUGUAGAGAUCUUAUUACAAAGUGAUUUUCUACAUUAAAAAGAGACUGAAAGAAAUUGUAUAGUUACUUAACUAAUGACAUUUCAGAACUCUGGGACUAUUUUAAUCUUUUAAGUAGCGGGUGGUGUAGUAAUACAACCGUUCAUCUCAUUCCUGAUCGUAUCAUCUAAUUUUCUGACUUUAUAGUGACAUCUGAGAAGAGCGUAAUUAGAUGUUUUUAUAUUGAAAUCAUAAGUUACCACCUGCUACUUCUCCAAGUGAGUUGGAAUUUUACCGUGUGGUAUGGCUUGGCAUUUUGUUCUAUUCGGUUUUCGGAUCCCCAUGUCUAUAUGGUACCAUGUGCGGGUAAUUACUGUUAUAAAUGAAGAUCAGCAUUUCUGCCUAGAUCUGAUAAAACAUUUUCUUGUUUUCCUAUAAAAAUUCAAAGAAAUGCUUUACAACGAUACUUAGUAUAACUUCUCAGCCAUAAUCUGAGACUUGGGAUGAAAUUUACACCACAAAUACAAUAUACUUUGCAAAUCAUGAGGCUUUUCAUACUCUUGUUAUCAGAAUGGCUUAUUUUUCAGGCGGGGGCGGGGGGGGACUACUGAGUCACGAGAAAAGCUUUUCAAAGAGAUCUUGCCUUUCUUCCCUCACAGUUAGUUUUUGUUUUCCUCCCUCUUACAGUCCUCAACAAGCACUGUAUUCAUUACUAAUGUUCUGAGUUAUGAAAUUCAAGUGAAUCUGUACUGUUUGCUUAAAAGAAGUAAGUUUAAGUAUGUGCAACUGUAUUUCCAUCUGCUGGCACAACCAAGAUUUGCAAUUAAACCAUUUGUAAGGUA